This is a messenger RNA of Seminavis robusta, 1320 nucleotides long. The record is from the annotation of a GenBank genome assembly. Lineage: Eukaryota; Bacillariophyta; Bacillariophyceae; Naviculales; Naviculaceae.
CUGCCAAAGCAACACGAGGAGAUCUGAUCUAAGUACACAAGAUGAACAACAACACUAAUAGUAGAUCUGCCGAGGGAGACGCAUCUAUGCGUCUCUCGACUAGAGAAGUUAGGCGGGCACUUGCCAUCAAGGCUGCCAUCGUGGACUCCAACAAAGAACGACGAGAGCAGGGAGAAGACGAGCUGAUCGAACUGACGGACUUUGAGUACGCUCAGUAUGCCCUGCUUACGAAAGGCAAUGUAGAAGAUGCACUGGAACGGAUAGAGAAGAUGCAGGCCUUUCGGGAAGAGUACCGGAUUCAGGAUACCGUGGAAGAAGGAAUGGAGAUAAUGCAGGCACUUACCAUUCAGCAACCCUGGUUCGUGGUGUCUGUCGACUACAAUCCCACGCACGGACACUUUGUCUUUGUGUAUGAUUAUUCCAAGCUCAAGCCGGCCGCUGUUGAUUACCCAGAAGAUUGGAGAAUAUUUCUGGGUGGUAUGUAUUAUAUAUAUCAGCUGGGCCUGAGUAACCUGUUAGCUUGCCGAGAAGGAUUAGUGCACAUUGCGGAGUGUCAAGGAAUGGGGUAUAGCAACUUCAGCAUGGAUUUCUUGAACCGAUGUUGGCAUCAUCUUCUGGCACACUACCCAUAUACCACUAAGGAGUGUUCCUGGCUCCAUACACCAUUAGUGGCCAACAUCCAAUAUGCGUUUUACAAAUCAGUAAUGGGGCACAAGGCUGAUAUUAUUCGAGUGGGAUGUAACUUUGGAGGAUAUGAUGGGCAAAUUGAUGAAAUGUUCAAACUGCCAUCGGAAGAUAUUGCAGAAUUUAGGUUGAUGGGGCGCUACUUGGCAUACCUCAAUCUCCGAUAUCAAAACCAAAGUGUGUUCCGACUUCCAUCCCAGGAUCCCCCAACUCAAGCUCCCGCUACUGUUCCUCCUCCUGAUCCCCGAGCAAACGUUGAGAACGACAAUAAUCAAGAGGACCAUGCUGAGUAGUGGUGGAGAUGUUGUCACAUAGUGCCCCGACGUUUUGGCUGCACCUCUUCUGCGGCGGGACUUGCUUUGAGCUAGAGUUAUCAUCAGGUUGGCUGGACCUUAUUGAUUCAUGAUGUUGUCAACGGUCAUUGGUAAUGUCAAAUACUAGAAAUAUUUAGGCAGACAUGGUGCAAUAGGAAUUUCCUCAGCCAGCUUGAUCCUCAAAGGAAAUCAUUUGAAGUAGCUGGCUAGCAUCCAAAACCGGAACUGUUAUGCAUCGAAUAUCACUACUAAGCUAGAGGUAGCGAGUUCGUCAAAAGCAGGAACCUGAGGACAGUGAUGAAGAAACUGUUCCCCAAUUUUG